Molecule: messenger RNA, 5560 nt
Organism: Penaeus vannamei (Pacific white shrimp)
Lineage: Eukaryota; Metazoa; Arthropoda; Malacostraca; Decapoda; Penaeidae
Product: transforming acidic coiled-coil-containing protein 2
Biological process (GO): mitotic spindle organization; cell population proliferation
Cellular component (GO): cytoplasm
Source: RefSeq, a predicted model, not a curated record
UUAAAUUCAAACCGGUGUCGAAGCGUGUCAGACGUGGUGUAUUUUCUCUCGAUUUUCUUCGUAUAAAAGGCUUUAACAGAAUAAUUAUUACCAAUGGAUGAGAAUGUGAUACCUACUGAGAACUUGCCUAGUCAAAAUGCCCAUGUGAAAGCUGGUCCACAAGCUACCGACAACACCAAACGUUCUCCUUUCAAAGAGCUCGGGAAUAAUGUGUUGGGAACAAGAGCCAGUGGACCGACGCCAAAGAGUAUUGCAACACCGUCCAAAUACAAAGUCAUUUCGGAACUGGAUGAGGAGAGGACUUGGCGUGAAAGGACGGAAGUAGUCACAGCGAUUGACCACAGUGCAUAUAAAGACUAUGCCAAGGAGAUGAUUACUGCUGUCAUCGAUCAGAUUCCGUCAGCAACUCACAGGUCAACAGUUGUGGAUAAUAAACUGCUACAUCCUACAGUUGCUGAAUUUAGAGGAUCACCUGUAGCUGCUUUGGUUGGGGACUCUGAUUCAGAAUAUGAGAGCGCUGGGGAGCUAGAUGACACAGCUAUUGCACAAAUCAUACCAUCACCUGUUGUACCAAAGGCAAAUUCCACUCUCUUGGAAGUUUCUAAUUCUGCCAACAAUACUCUAAACAGGUCUGAUGUUGGCACACUUCUGAACAGUUUUGAGAAUAUGAAGUUGAAUGAAACUAAAGACAUUCCUGAAGAGGAUAAUUUUCAUGAUGCAAGUGAUACAGUUGAAAAUACUUCUCUAAACUUAUCACCUGAGAAUAAAGAUGCAGAGAAAAUUUCUACUUCACUACAGCCCAACAUGCACAAUGAUACCUUUGACCAGCUUACAGCUUCUUUUGAAAAAGUUGCUGUCAGUGACACAUCAGAUAUGAACACACCUGUAAAGGGCAAGGAAAAGCCUUUGGCACAUGUAGAUCCUAACAAACCAGGAGAAAUUGAGGAUUCCCCCAGUUGCGUAGUGGAACCUAAAGUGGCUAUAAUCCUCUCGGAGACCUCUUCUCCAAAACCUGAAAAAGUGCCAAAUGAUGACAGCCAAUUGCACUUGAAAGAAAGUGGCAAAGAAGGACAAACGGAAACAAGUCCAGAAGAGGUUGCAGGCAAUUUAGGGACUGGAUUUGUGAAGGCAGAUGAGGAAGAUGAUGUUAUUGUGCCGAAAAAAGGAUACAACUUAGAAUUUUUAGAUAAUAUGGAUGAUCCAAGUUUUGAUCCUUUUUCAACAAAAGCAGCUGUAACAAAUUCUCCAGACAAAGAGAAGAGUGAAGUAGUUGCAAAUUCUGUUACUAAAGAAAGACAGUCAGAUUGCUUGGAUAAAUCUGGAGGUAUUAUAGAUAUCUCUGAGAAAACAGCAUUGCUGGAAGUGCAAGAAGCCAAUGAGGUAAACUAUAAAGAAACAGGUCAGACUGAGGCAACUGAGGCUGUUGUAGUACCAGAAGACAGGCAAGCAAAUAGCAAGAAUGUGUUUGCUGAAAAAGUGCAGCAGUCCAGUCCACCAACAGAACAGGAUCCGCAAGAUGAAAAAGCUGUAUCUCCCCAGAAAAGAUACAAUUUGGACUUUGACAAGCUGGAGGAUCCUAAUUUUGAUCCUUUUGCUACAAAAUCUGCUGUCAGCAACUCUCCAGAGAAAGUGACCAAAGAAAUUGUGGCAGAAGCACAAGCAGAUGAACUAGUUGAGAUUGUUAAACCUGUGAGUGUGACACAAGCACAAGUAUUGUCUGAAAACGACUAUGAUAAGCAAGAAGGAAGCCAUGCUCAAGUUGAUGAAGAGCCAGUUGAAGAUGGAUCAUUGAAGACUGAGAUGGUAACAGAAAGUACUUCUGAGGAGCAAGAGGAAGAAAUAAUCCCUCCUAAAAAGGGAUACAAUAUGGACUUCUUAGAAAAUGUAGAAGAUCCAAAUUUUAACCCUUUUACUACUAAGACUUCAGUCAGUAACUCGCCUGAGAGGAAAGAAGUACCUAUUUCUCAGGUGGAAUCAGAAUCAAAGCAGAAAGAGGAAGAUUCUAUCAAAAUUUUGGAGACACAGGAAGUCAAAAUAUCUGAAGAUGUUGCUCUCAUAACUGAUGGAACAGUAGUAGAAUCAGCCAAGGAGGAGAUGACAACAGAACAAAGAAAAGCUGAUGUGGCAAUGGACGUUUCUGAGGAGGAGGAGCCAAUUCCUCCCAAGAAGGAAUACAAUCUGGACUUCUUAGAUAACCUAGAUGAUCCAAACUUGAAUCCUUUUGCGACCAAGACCACAGUGACUAAUUCCCCUGACAAAAAAGAUGUCCCAUCAGCAAAUAGCAAAAUGGUUGAAGAAGCAUCAGAAGCUAAGGAAGUAGUUGUUGAUGAUGUUAUAGAAAAGGAGAAAACAAAACAAAAUAAGACUUCAGAAAACAUAGUUGUUGAAGACAUACCGACUUCCUGUGCAAAAGACGGAGAUAUUGCCAGCAGUGAGAUGGUUAUGUCUGAAAAGCAGAAAGAACCCUCAGAAACACAAGAGGAAGAUGAGCCUGUUCCUCCCAAGAAAGGUUACAAUCUUGAUUUCUUGGAUAACCUUGAUGAUCCAAACUUCAAUCCCUUUACAUUGAAGACUACAGUAACCAAUUCCCCAGACAAGAAAAACGGACAAGUGGCUGAGAGCAAAACACCAGAAGUCCCAAAACCCAAGGAAAAGGUAGAGAAGAAGAAACCUGUUGUAGCUGUCAAAGAAACAGAAAAAGUAACACAAAAGGCUUCAUCUGUAAAAGAAAAGGAAACUGUCGAAAUGAAGACAGUGAUGCCGACAGAAAGUGAGACUGAAGAAAAAUUGGAAGCACAAGAAGAGGAUGAAAUCAUUCCUCCCAAGAAAGGAUAUGAUUUAGACUUCUUAGAUAAUCUGGAUGAUCCAAACUUCAAUCCCUUUUCAACCAAAACUACAGUGAACAAUUCCCCAGAGAAGAAAAACGGUCCAGUGGGUGAGAACAAAGUGUCAGCAGAAGAUGCACUGAAGCCAAAGAAGGUGGCAGAGAAGAAGCCUGUUGCAGGUGUCAAGGAAGAGGAUAAGGCAACACAAGUUAAGAAGACUUCAGAAAAUGCUUCCUGUGCAAAGGGAAAGGAUGCUCCUAGAAGUAAGACAGUUGUGGCUAAGGAGGUACAAAACAAAGGUACCAGUGAAGUACAAGAUGAUGAAGUAAUUCCUCCUAAAAAGGGAUAUAACCUAGACUUAGAUAAUCUUGAUGAUCCAAAUUUCAAUCCUUUUGCAACAAAGAUGUCUGUGAGCAAUUCACCAGACAGGAAAAAAGAACCAGUGGUAGAGAGCAAGAAGGCUGAGGAGAAUAAAGUCUCUGAGGAAGUGCCAAAACCUGAAGAGGAAAAGAAACAAGUUAAGGAGGCAGGAAAACCAGUUGGUAUGAAGAAAAAGAAGCCUGUGGCAAAGGCUCCUGAAGGAAAGCAAGAUGAUUUUGCUACUGAACCAAAGGGAGGGUAUAAGCUUGACCUUGAUCAUUUUGAUGACCCCAAUUUCAAUCCAUUUGCAACCAAAUCAGCGGUUUCAAAUUCUCCUGAUAAAACAAAUAUGUCUGUUGGUGAAAAGAUGGAGGAAAGUUUAGGAGCUUCUGAGGAAAAGAAAACUCAGGCCAAGGAUGCAAAAUCUGUGAAUGAAAUUAUCAAGAAAAUGCCGAAGGCUGACAAUGCAGAGGAAAUGGAAGAAGACAUUGUUCCCAAAAAAGGAUAUCAGCUGGACUUCUUAGACAACUUGGGUGAUCCAGAUUUUAAUCCAUUUGCAACGAAAACAACUGUGUCUAAUUCUCCAAAUAAAAGGAAGGCAACACAGGAAAACAUGCAGGUAAAAGAAAAACUACCAGACAGCAAAGACGAAAACAUUGUAGAAACACAAACCACAGGGUCACAGAUUACCAAGAGUGAGUUUGCUAGUUCUCUAGGAAGUAUUGACUUUGACCAGAUAUCGAAAGAGGCUAUACAACUGGCUUCAGAAGUUACUCCGAAGCCACAGACUCCUGAGAAGAUCAGCGAAUCGGUCCAGCCACGUGAUGUCUUCAGUCCCCUGCCAGCAAAGCACUCAUCGACAAAGCAAGAUACAUUUGGUGGUUUUGGAGUGGAUGAAUUCACCAGUGCCACAGAAUUCGCUGGUGGUGACCAAGACCUUUCGGAAGGAGAAAACUUUCAGGAUGCAACCUGUUAUCCAAUCUUUAACAAUCCCGAAGACCUUGAUGUCCUGGGCUCACACGGGACAGAAGGAGACAAGAUUAACCUGGUGCGAAACUCCCUCUACGUCAAGUUUGAUCCUCUGGUUUCCGGUCGUCAGUCUCUCGCCCCCUACCUGGCCCAGCAACUUCUUAGCACCAAGGAGGAGGAAGAUGCACGCAGAUGUAGUGGACUGAUAUCCUUCAGCCCUUCUCCUAUCAAGCCGCAGCGAUCAAAGGACGGUAAUGGUACACCUGUAAGAGCACAAACAAUAACACGGGCAGAUGAAACUUUAAUUUUGGAGAGUACCACAUUGGAUAGUACAGUGGUUGGAGAGACCACUAAUAUAUCCAUCAUGUCAGGUGGAACUGCCUUCAAUAACACAGUUAUCAGCAAUGCCCCAAGUGAAUGUGCAAACGAGACGGUCCUUCAGCUGCAUGCUGCACCUACAGAGAAAAUGGUACCGGAACGUGUGAUGAACGAAAGGCUGAAGAACCUUGAAUUAUCAAUGCAGGACACUUUACUGAGGAAGAUUAGAGCUUUUGAGGAAGAACAGAAGAAGAGCAAGCAGCAGAUUGAAGAACAGAACAUUGCACUUAGUAGCAUGGAGGAAGAAAAUGGGACACUGAAGGCAACAAUUGUUAAGAUGCAAGAAGUCCUGUCCAGGAUCAUGAAACAAGAAGAAUCUAAGGAGAAAGAACGCAAGAAUCAGCUAGUGCUGCUGGAGAAUCAGUAUGAAACUAAAAUAUCGGCCCUUCAGAAGGAAAGCCAGCAGUACCUGGAUGAGCUGAAAAAUGCUGAAGCCCCAUUCUUUGAUCUGGUCAAGAAAUUUGAGCGGUUGAGGGAGGUUACAGAGUGCCUGCGACGAAACGAGGAGAGCCUCAAGUCGGAAAAUGAAGGACUGAAGGCAAAGUUGGCCCAGAAAGAAGAAUCCUUCAAGACUGUCCUGCAAACACUAGAAGAAAAUUAUGCCAAGGCACAAGAAGAAUUCUCUCGAGAAAAAGAAAAGCAUGAAAAGGAGCUUGGCAAGGCAUCAGUAACGCUGAAGAGAGCAGAGGUUAAGAUCCUGUCCCUGAAUGCAGACAAUGAACGGUUAGCUGCACUCCUGGAUGACAUAACGAACAAGUUUGGCUAAAGUGAAGGUCUUUGAAAUUUUUUUUAUCUGUGGUAUCUCUUUCGCUUUAACUUUGCUAGACUAUCUUCUUGCUUUAUAUUCUUUUUUGUUAUUUAACUGUAUAAUACUAGUAUAAAAACCAGUCUCCUAAUUUUAGACAGUUAUGAUUCCACACCUUUAAUAUUAAUGGGUUUUACUGAUUUUUUCUUUUCUUUUAAAGUCUUCUCUGUCUGUCAGAAAAUAUAUAUUUUAUUACUUUAUAAUAAAUGAUAUUAUAAAUUAA